AUGCAAGUACCAACUCUUCCGAUCAAAGAAGCAUUUCGACGUUUGCCAAACUUCGCAAAACAUAUGCCGUCCUGUCUUACUUCCGCCAUAUAUGAAUCUAAUCAAAAAAAUGGAUUGGUAAAAGAAGAAGUAGCUGCAAUAAAAGCGUAUACUGCUCAAUGUGACGUUUAUAAACUUCUCAAUCAAGCACUUCGUAGUGAACAACUCAAGAAUAUUCAACCUUGGUUUUCUUAUUUGAAACUUUUUCACAUGGCUAUCAGCAAAUUGAAACCAAAGAAAGGAUAUUAUUGUCGGGGAGAAAAUAUCGAUCAAAGUAGUAAAUAUCAAGUUGGUUCUAUUAUUACUUGGGUACGUAAACUAAUUAAAAAUCUAUAUUUCAAUGAAUAA
Rotaria sp. Silwood1 is the source of this 387-nucleotide messenger RNA. NCBI's taxonomy places the organism in Eukaryota, Metazoa, Rotifera, Eurotatoria, Philodinida, Philodinidae. The record is from the annotation of a GenBank genome assembly.